Uncinocarpus reesii 1704 is the source of this 528-nucleotide messenger RNA. RefSeq lists its product as uncharacterized. Bases 1 to 528 code for a protein of 175 amino acids. Lineage: Eukaryota; Fungi; Ascomycota; Eurotiomycetes; Onygenales; Onygenaceae. The record is from RefSeq and is a predicted model, not a curated record. The transcript is spliced from 2 exons.
AUGUCCAACGCAGAAUUUUCAGAGUUCUUCCUCGCGCACGGCAUCGACUUUGAGAGAAACCCAAGGAGCCCGCUCGAAGUCGAAUUCCGGCGACUCGCACACAAACGCGGCUGGACGGAGAAGAACGGCCUGUUCAAAAAGCACUGGCAUGAAUGUUUAGUGUCGGAGCUGCGUUUCCGUUUUCGGGAUGUGCUACGUUGCAAAACGAAGCACGAAGCGCUGAAAGCUCUCUGCGACAUGAUUGUCGACGAACAAGAGACUGAGGAAAUAACGAGGUACAUGCAUCCUAUCAACAAAACUGAGUUUUUGAAACGUAUGGAUACGAGCUCAACCAAGGCAUGCAUCAAGAUACUUCGUCGCUAUGGGAUAAUCAAUUUGAUUGAGUGGAUAGAUUCUCAACGAGAGCAGACCUACCCUGUACGGUUUCCAUCCACAAGGCAAUAUGGAAAAUACACGGGGCACACUAAAAAUUUCGUGCCCUCAAGUGUGAUUAGGCAGGUGCCAAUCCUGAAAGUUUUGUUAAGAUGA